AUGCAUCCUUCAAUACUGACACAAGACCAGAGCCCACACAGGGAAGUACCUUACAAGUGUAAUGAGUGUGGCAAAACCUUUCAUCAGGUCUCAAAUCUCAGGAGUCAUCAGAGAAUCCAUAUAGGAAAGAAAUUGCAUAAAUGUGAUGUAUGUGACAAGGUCUUUUGCCGAAAUUCAUACCUUGUAAUUCAUCGAAGAGUUCAUACUGGAGAGAAACCUUACAAGUGUAAUGAGUGUGGAAAGGUCUUUGAUAAGAAAGGAGGUCUUGCAGUUCACCAGAGAAUUCAUACUGGAGAGAAGCCUUACAAAUGCAAUGAGUGUGGCAAAACUUUUCCUAUCGGCUUAUACCUCAAAAGACAUCAGAUAACACACAUUCAAGAGAAAUUAUAUAAAUGUGAUAUAUGUGGCAAAGUCUAUCGUCAGAAUCUAUCCCUUCAACGUCAUCAGGGAAUUCAUACUGGAGAGAAAACUUACAAAUGUAGUUUUUGUGGGAAAACCUUUCUUUGUGGCACAGACCUCAGGAAACAUGAGAUAAUCCAUCCAGGAGCAAAAGCAUAUAAAUGUGAUGUAUGUGACAAAGUCUAUGGUCAAAAUUCAUACCUUAAAUAUCACCAGAGAAUUCAUACUGGAGAGAAACCUUACAAAUGUAAUUUGUGUGGGAAAACCUUUUUUUUUAAAACAGGCCUCAGGAAACAUGAGAUAAUCCAUACAGGAGCAAAACCAUAUAAAUGUGAUCAAACCCUUAGAAGGCAUCAACAAGUUCAUACUGGAGAAAAACCUUACAAAUGUAAUGAGUGUGGCAAGGCUUUUAGUAUGAAAGGAAACCUUGCAGCUCAUCAGCGAAUUCAUACUGAAGAAAAACCUUACAAAUGUAACAGCUGUGGCAAAGUCUUUCGUGAGAAGCCAGCUCUUAGAAGGCAUCAACGAAUUCAUACUGAAGAGAAACCUUACAAAUGUAAUGAGUGUGGCAAAGCCUUUCGUGAGAAGCAAGCCCUUAGAAGGCAUCAACGAAUUCAUACUGGAGAGAAACCUUACAAAUGUAAUGAGUGUGGCAGAGCCUUUCAUGAGAAGCCAGCCCUUAGAAGGCAUCAACGAAUUCAUACUGGAGAGAAACCUUACAAAUUUUCUUACGGAACCGGAAGUAGAGAGCUCGGCGUGGAGCUCGAGCUCCAGGAGCCCUCUCCCUGUAAAGCCCUCUUCCGCGAGGUGGAUUCGCGGCUGCGCAGCCUCGCCCCCUCGGCCCUUGGAGGGCAGCGCCGGCCGCCCCGCUCCCGGAGAGCUCGCGUCCUCUCCCCGGUCCUGGGAUUCUGGAGAGCCCGCCCCUCUCAUGAGACCCCCUCCCUCCCUCCCAGCCCCUCUGCCCUCGCGUCUCCUCAGGCCGGUCCUUCUGCUUCGCAGGCCUCCCCUUCGUAG
This is a messenger RNA of Eubalaena glacialis (North Atlantic right whale), 1413 nucleotides long. RefSeq names its product zinc finger protein 836-like. The transcript has 4 exons. The record is from RefSeq and is a predicted model, not a curated record. NCBI's taxonomy places the organism in Eukaryota, Metazoa, Chordata, Mammalia, Artiodactyla, Balaenidae. Gene Ontology annotation, cellular component: nucleus. Bases 1 to 1413 code for a protein of 470 amino acids.